Molecule: messenger RNA, 1918 nt
Organism: Larimichthys crocea (large yellow croaker)
Lineage: Eukaryota; Metazoa; Chordata; Actinopteri; Sciaenidae
Gene: prdm12a
Product: PR domain containing 12a
Exons: 5
Coding region: 308-1420 (370 amino acids)
Biological process (GO): neurogenesis; regulation of gene expression
Cellular component (GO): nucleus
Molecular function (GO): histone methyltransferase binding
Source: RefSeq, a predicted model, not a curated record
UGUGUUUUAAUGGCUCUGCUGGCUGCUUGCGGUGCAGCAGGCAGGUCCACGCGGUGAGGGGUGUGUCAUUAAUAAGUAAUUAGACAGGGGUCACAGCAGCCACUUAUAUAAAGAGACCCUCUCAGCCAGGCAGGGCAGCUUUACGCACAGAGCUUGGAGCAGGAGGACGCACCGAGGAGCUGUUCUCACUGUCCACUUCUUCUGUUUUUUUCUUUUUGUUGUAUAUUUAUCGCUCCACUUGCAGCAGCUCUUUUCACUCCGAGCUUUUCUUUUCGUUUCUUUUAUUUAUUUGAUUUUUUUUACAAACAUGGGCUCCGUGCUACCAGCCGACGCUUUGGCUCUCAAGUCUGGAUUUAAGUGUCCGAGCCGCUCGCUGUCAGACGUGAUCACCUCGGACAUCCUGCACAGCUUCUUGUACGGCAGGUGGAGGAACGUGUUGGGCGAACACCUGGCGGAGGAGAGGCAGAGCGGCUGCAGCCCCAAGACCGCCUUCACUGCCGAGGUGCUGGCUCAGUCCUUCGCUGGAGAGGUGCAGAAGUUGUCCAGUCUGGUGCUGCCCAGUGAAGUGAUCAUCGCCCAAAGCUCGAUCCCUGGAGAAGGUUUGGGGAUCUUCUCAAAGACUUGGAUCAAAGCAGGAACCGAGAUGGGCCCUUUCACUGGAAGAGUCCUGUCCCCUGAACACGUGGACUUGCUCAAGAAUAACAACCUCAUGUGGGAGGUGUUCAAUGAAGACGGCACGGUGCGCUACUUCAUCGAUGCCAGCCAGGAGGACCAGCGCAGCUGGAUGACUUACAUAAAGUGCGCCCGGAAUGAGCAGGAGCAGAACCUGGAGGUGGUGCAGAUCGGCAGCAGCAUCUUCUACAAGGCGGUGGAGACCAUCCCGCCAGACCAGGAGCUUCUAGUCUGGUAUGGAAACACUCACAACACAUUCCUGGGAAUCCCUGGAGUUCCAGGAACAGAUGAGGAGCAGCAGAAGAAAAGCAGGAAUGAAGAGCCCCACUCCUGCGAAGGCCCUUCCUCUUGCUCUCCUCCGUCCUCCAUCACAGCCGGUCGGAUGCGCUGCGUCAUUUGCCACCGCGGCUUCAACUCCCGCAGCAACCUGCGAUCCCACAUGCGCAUCCACACUCUGGACAAGCCCUUCGUCUGUCGCUUCUGCAACCGCCGCUUCAGCCAGUCGUCCACGCUCCGAAACCACGUCCGUCUGCACACCGGCGAGCGGCCCUACAAGUGUCACGUCUGUCAGAGCGCAUACUCGCAGUUGGCUGGCCUCAGGGCGCACCAGAAGAGCGCACGGCACAAACCGGCAGCGCACGCCGCCGACGUGUCAUCCCAGGUAUCCCCACCUCCACCACAGAUGACGGCCAUGUCCCACCAGCACCAGAUGCCCCUGGUGCACCACAUCCCCACAAUGGUGCUAUGAUGACAGAAACAUGGAGGGACAGUCACCCCCCCAAAAUCCACCGUGUUGCGUGAGCGUCGCGUCAUUUGCCACCGCGGCUUCAACUCCCGCAGCAACCUGCGAUCCCACAUGCGCAUCCACACUGGACAAGCCCUUCGUCUGUCGCUUCUGCAACCGCCGCUUCAGCCGGUCGUCCACGCUCCGAAACCACGUCCGGUCCGUUUCUGAAACUCUCCCUGUGGGGUUUGGAGUCGCGUGCAGGACGGACCAAAUACGCUACGCUCACGCAACGCGCCGCGAAGAACAACGUUGCACUUUAGAUUCUAGCUGUGUAGAAAGGAGAAAGGAGAUCCUGAUGAGACAGGAACCUCAUCAAGGAAACAAAUGAGUUGAUGUGAUAGUGAAAACAUCCCACAAAGACAUUUACAUGUGUUGCCUUAUUUGUAUUGUUUGUUUCUUUGGUUAUCAUGUGAUCAAAACAAGUCCAGCAGAUUUAAAUGAUUGUCUGUAAUUUGGAAG